Messenger RNA from Nasonia vitripennis (jewel wasp), 4701 nucleotides. RefSeq lists its product as uncharacterized. The record is from RefSeq and is a predicted model, not a curated record. The transcript is spliced from 16 exons. Bases 410 to 4567 code for a protein of 1385 amino acids. Gene Ontology annotation, cellular component: cell cortex. Lineage: Eukaryota; Metazoa; Arthropoda; Insecta; Hymenoptera; Pteromalidae. Gene Ontology annotation, biological process: imaginal disc-derived wing hair organization.
ACUCGGGCCGAGCGUGAGCAAUCAGAAUCUACCUGACCAGCGCGUCGCGCGGACCACAGCGCCAGACACUGUGUACUUUGCCUGUGCAUGUGCGAGAGGGUUGAUUUGAUUUUUUACUCGUCGAUUCCGCGAGGGAGAGAGAUCGGUAUGCCGUUAACGAGUCUAGCCGAUCGCCCGGUGAGUUGUGGCUAUAGGAGGUGAAGUGAUCGUUAAGAUGGGAUAAUUAGCGGACUUUGGUUCUGGUAUACGCGAAUCGAGCGGGCGUUGAUUGUGAUUUUAACGUGGGAGUUGGAUGAGAAAAUUCGGAGAGUGAAUCGUUGAUGUGCUUCGAGGAAGAUCGGUAGGGGCAUUGCGAUUCGUUGGUCCAAGAAAUUUUGAAACGUCGGAAUUAGAGCAGAAUGCCGAGAAGAUGCCGAGUCUUUCAUUCCUGAUUUUCUCGUUAAGCUGCCAUCAUGUCCUGCAACUGGCGCUGGCCGACGAGAUUACUGUGAGGCGACAGUCUGAUGGAGAUGUCUUCGCCAUUCUGGGUUCCUGUAACGAGGCUUGCAUGGUUCUCAGCAGCAAUACUGCGAGCCCUUUAGGCUCUGCGCCGUCUGCUUUCAACGGCAACUACAACGAUUCCUGCACCUGUCAGUGCAAUUAUGAUUUGCCCGUAUUUCGUGAAGACCUGACGAUAUGCGUCGAUCAUAUACAAGAGUGCCAGUCGAGCGUCUCCGGAUACUUCGUCAGUGGUUCCGGCCUGGUUGAAAGGGUGCCAUACGUUUUCCUUCCGGUGCAGGCCGGACAGAUUAUACAUCCCGAUGCGGAAAUCAAAUUCGAAGGCGUCGGAUCCCCGAUCUGCGUGAUAACCGGAGUCCAGCAGGUGGGCAUAAACGGUUGGACGGAGUUGCGGAACAUCUCGAACGGAGAAUUUCCUCUGAGGCUCUACCGGGACGAGGAGCGCACCUUUCUCCAGUGGGUCGGCGAAGCGCGACUCCGCGAGUCAGCGGAAGGUAAAAUAGUAAUCGUGAAGCUCGCCUGCAAAGAUGCCUAUCCAGCGGCUACGUUCCACGGAGUCUUCACCCCAUGCAUCACCUUCCGAGUCUCCGGCUCUCCAUCAAGAAGCAGCAUAAAAGAGGUAUCCUUCUCGUCGGACAUACCGAUUCAGCAGGGACUAACCAGCGCAGAGUACACGGCGAUCGGAGUUUCGUCGGUGAUUCUCGCGUUGAUCUACGUGGCAACUAUCUGCCUGUAUCUGCACAGUCGGAAAAGUCGAAGGAAAGCUUCUGAGAACGACGAACCCGAGUCGGGACAACGCGGUUUCGACGUUGUUAACGUCUGUCCCAGUGACAACGAGGGUCAGGGACAGGUCAAGAGCAACCCACUGCUCUCGAUUUCCAGACACUUCGAGAGCGACACGAACAGUGCCAUCAGUGAAGCUGAUCUGGCUGACAAGCUGCUGCAGAGCGAGAGCGAGUCCGACAUUGAAAAUCAGGUAACGUCAGCGAUAAUUCACCCUCACGAGGACUAUUCUGAGCCUCACGAACAGAACUGCAACGCAGGACCAAUAAUAGGUGAGCGAUUACCCGAAGAGGAUGUCCGAGUUAUCGAAACGACGGCAGACCAUGGAGGUCAGCACAACAUGCCGAUUUUUCCCGGUACCCAGAGAAGAAAGCUCUACUUCAAUCCUGCCUACUUCGAAAGGCAACUUCUUCUGGCACCACCUCCAGCAGCGAUCGAAUUUCUUCUCAAGAUCCGAGAAGUCAUCUCGAUCGCCAAGCACAAAAUGGCUGCCAAACGCUUCGUUCCUACUCUCAAUGAGAUCCCAGAGGAGACGUCCUCGGAUCGGCAGAGUUCGGACGGUCGAGCCGGCAAAUCUCACCGCAAGCGUGCGAACUCAGUGCAAAACCACUCGGCUCGCUCCCUUCGCUGCUCAGGCUGUCCCGGUUGUAGUCACGGCUCGUCCACACCGAGCCUACCGAAUUCACGAGGUCUCACGGAUAACGGCCCGACGAUCGGGCCCAUCAGCGGCGAGAGUCGUGUCCGAGCUUGGCUCGAGGACGUCAAGCUACUCGACACACGCUGGAAGAGUCUCGAAGAGGAGAGACUAUUGUUGUCCAGAAAAGAGCAGCAGACUGCAGAGGUGGAAAGGGUUGUGAGGGACGUGGAUGCUGAGAGCGCGAGGAUGUCCACGAAAUCGCUACCGCCGAUAUUCAGAGAGGGCUUGAACGGCUGCAUAAACGAGAUGUUCGAGAGAGACGAGUGUGGCUCUUCACGCGGAGCCGCAGCGAAACGAUCGACAAGAUCGGUAACGCGUGAGCCGGGUUAUCUCGAUCGGCAAGCCGAUGAAAUUGCCGAGUGGGCUAGACGUAACAAGCGCGAGCACCAGGAGAACGCAGUCAACGCAAGCGUACGUCGAGCUAUCGAGAACUCGUUCAAGAGUCAGCUGGAACAGCUGCGUAGUGAAAAAUCGGUUGCGAAGCCUAUCGUUUCAGCCGUACCGAGAAAUAGUGACAAACCGAAGGGACGAUCGACGCCGGAGAAGCUGCAGAAUAAAAACCAGGCGAAUAUCGAAAAAUCGAACGCUAAGAAAUCCAAGGAGAUCGAAGAGACGCGAGUCCUUCUGGACAUAAUCAACGGCGAACUGUCAGCUCGGAGCAGCAGCGACGCGAAGCGAAUCAUGGACGCUGUGAUCCAGGAGCUAGUAGUGGCCAAGGAAAAGGAAAAAGCAACGAAGGCUUCGGAUUACGAAACGGAUAGCUUGGAAAAAUCGAAGGUCAGCAGGAAAUCUUCGAGUUCACCUGUCUCGACAACGGAUGACAAGUCUAGCCCAGCGUUGUCGACGGCUCUACCUAUGGACGAGGAACUGACCAUGAGGAAUGCCAUGAUCGACGUGCAGAUCAGCGAAACGAUAUCGACGAAAACGAACAGCGUCGUUAAGAACCAUAAUCUACCGGAGCUAGUACCUCUGCGACCGGAGAACUACGCGUUAGUGAGCGAAGUCUACGUGAACGACGGCUAUGCAAGUCCAACCGGUAGCGACGAUGAUUCAGGCCCGGAGAUUCAGUACGAGCCGGAAAAUCCAGGACACCUGACCAUCAAAGUCGUCGACUCGCCGAAGAAUUACGUGAAGCAAGACGAGUCCGAGUACGAGCCCGACACGCUCGACAGGAAAUCGAUGAAGCUCAAGAUUAACGGUGACAUCACGUACGACAGCCAGGAUAUCGUCAACGAGGUUUACGUCGACUCGCUAGAGAGAUCCUCGCAAAUCAUGCUCAAGAGCAAGAGGAGCUUCAGGGAAGAGAAUGACACGGAAAGUGCAGUAAAGCCACCGCGUGAGUACAACAGCCUGCGUGAGAUCUACGAGGCUCGUCUCAAGUACCAGCAGCAGCAGCAACAAAAGCAACAAGACCAGAAAGAGAAGCAAAAUACUGAGCUGAUAGAAAAGAGUGAAGAACACGACAACGAUGGCAGCGAAAAGGACAAGGAUCGAUCGGACAGUUGGCGCGCCAACAGCUGCAAGUGCACGAGUCCGCUGUUACCGCGACACGAGCGUCGCCAGCGCAAAGCCGAUAACCAGCCGGACGUCGUGCCAAAACCACCUCCAGCUCCACCGACGCCGGAUAACGAGGCGAAACCACCGCCUGCACCGCCGAAGAUGAAAGCUGUCAAUCAUUUCGUAGCAAAAAACGCGCAGGACAGGAGCCUUACCGGAGCAGGUAACCCUACGACCUGCGAGGAAGCUCCUGUCGCCAAAGAAGCAGCGCCAGUCGUAGGGAAGCCCCCGGCGAUCGGUCGGAAGCCCAACGCCGCUGGGGGUUCGAACGACCGAAAUACUGCAGCGAAAUCCAUGAAAGAGAGCACAACGUCGAACGGCGACAAAACGUUGAUGAAUGAGAAAGAUGUUAACGAGAAGUCCGAAUUGGUUCCCAACGAGGUUGAUAAUGGACCUGAAGUAGCCGAGUUGGUGAAUGUUGAUGAGGAGCGAAGAAACGAAAGGCGUCAGCAGUACCGUCGCUUCUCCAAGUGGCGAAACAGCCCAAACAACGAGCGCAGCAGCAGCCGAUCACCCAACCGUCGCUCUGGCAGAAACCGGUCUCAGCGAAAGUCAAGCCGAUCUAGUUCGCGAUCCCAGUCUCGCAAGCGCGAAGCCGAGUCAGAAAAUCGUCACCAGCAGGCCCCUCAACCGCCAACCAGCCCAACUGCCUGUACCUUCGAAGAUAGCGCGUACGUAAGCAGUCCCGAAAGCACCGGUUCGCGUCGCCGUCUCCUAAAGCUUCACGAUGACGAUCGGCAAGCUCACCGAUCUCACUCCAACGGCAACAAUAACUGGGCGAGUUGCACUGAAAGCGAUGAGUCGACGAGUGGCAAUGGAGCCAAUAGCGAAAGCGGUGCCGAGAGCAUCGAAACCGACAGCGUCUUCUUUGGAAAUUUUAGAGCGAGAGCCGAGCGCGAAAGACUCGCCGCUGCGAAUAGGCAGAGACAUGGCCAUCAUCAGAAUAACGAUAGGGGUGGCGGUGCUGCUUCUGGACUGCAGCAACGGCCCAUCAACUAUCAGGCCUUUCAGAUAAAGUCGAGGGUCUAUUGAGAAGUAUGCUUGUUACUGUGUGCGUGUUUAUACUGAGAAACUCGAAUGGUUGCAGGGCUGUUGUAAAUAGAAGUCGAUCUUUGUUUUAAUAGUAUAGAUGAUUUAUUAAAAAUAAUAACGUACUUAUAGUAUAA